This is a messenger RNA of Caenorhabditis angaria, 1764 nucleotides long. NCBI's taxonomy places the organism in Eukaryota, Metazoa, Nematoda, Chromadorea, Rhabditida, Rhabditidae. The record is from the annotation of a GenBank genome assembly.
AUGUUUCAGCGAACUUUAUUCUGUAUUGAAAUGACUCUCGCAACAAGACAUACCGAUUUUGGGCGACGCGAUUUGUGGAAAGACAAUGAUUUAUGGCUUGACGAUUUCAAUGAUUGGCCAAUGGAUUGGCCAAAACCAAGAGAUUUCUUUCAUCGAGUAAGUUGCGUCGGAUUUGAAUUCAAAAAUAAAAAUCGGUCAUGCCUAUAAAUAUGAGUGAGCGAGAGGCUAUUCAUCCUCUCCCUCUCUCUUGCAAUUAUCUAUCCAACAAUUUUCAUUUUACUGUCCGGUUUCCUAUUUCUUUUUUUGUAGCAAAAGGUAGCAUUUUUGAAUAUAUUGAUUUUUCUUUCAGUUCUCACGAAACACUGACAAUUGGUGGAAAGAGUGGCCAGUUGAUUGGCCACGUAUGGAUGCAGUGAUGCCAAGAGUAAGUUCUAGAAUGUCUUAUAAAGUUGUUCACAAAAAUAUUAUAGUUCUCAACCCAACUUGAUCGUCUUGACAACAACUGGCGUAAAGAUCCAUUCUGGAUGGAUAUUUAUCCAAGAUGGGCUGAACCAAUAUUCAAAGAUGGAAUUGAUGUCAACUCAAAUGUUGUGAAUGAUGAACGUAGAUUUGCUGUUGAUGUUGAUUGCUAUCAAUUCAGACCAGAGGAAAUUCAAGUCAAGACUUUGGAUGAUACUUUGCUUAUUGAGGGAAGACAUGAAGAUGUUAGAGAUCGGGAUAAUUUCACCAAAAUGUACUUUAUCCGAAAAUAUCAAUUGCCAAAAGAUGUUGAUUUUAAUUCUAUCCAAAGUAGCAUUGACUCCAAGGUUUGUUUUAUUUUUAAAUCAGAGUCGAAAUUUUUAAAAUGAGUUUUAUUGCAGGGAAAAUUGAACGUUGAAGCUGCCAAAUUCUCAAACGCUCUCAAUUCUCGUGAAAGAUUGAUUCCAAUCGAAGGAGCUGGUCGCAAUUCGCCAAGAUUUGAAUCAUCAACAUUGAGAAGUCAAAGAGGACCAAAUUCACCAAUCCAUAUCCAAACUGAACAAGAUUCUCGAAGUGCUUCAAGCAGAAGUGGUUCACGAGCUGAAAGAUUGAACGAUUCUCCAGGAUCAAGAGAUGUUUAUUCUUCACAUUCAUACAGUUACCAUCGUUCUGACUCUCGCAAUCGUCUUUCUCCACAUGAUGUUCCAAUUCGCACCACUGAAAAUAGAGCCUAUAGCCCAGCUGCUUCACGUGUUACCACUAGCGGUGAGUUAAAAAAAAGAAACCCAUACUUCUAAUUAAUGAUUAAUGAAAACUUACACAUAAUUAAUAAUUUUUGAUAAUUCAUAAAUGUAGAGCGUACUGUUACUCCGGAACAACGAUCACCUGGAAAACAAGUGUUUGAUACAAUUCGUAACAAUUUUGAACAAGGUUUUAACUAAACACUUUCGGUUCUCAAAAAAAGCACAAAACCUUUUUGCAUCUAACAUGAUUUCCUGAUUAACUAACAGGAAAAAAAAGAUUUUUAAUUAAAUUAAUCUUUUAGGCGCUUAUAAUGGAUCGGCUACUAAUGGAAAUACUAUCAAUCAUCAACAACAACACCAACAUCAAGAAGAAAGAUCAAGUUCCCGUGCUCAAUCAUCAUCUCACAGAUCGGAAAGCAGAAAUGGAUAUCGUGUUGAUUCACCAGCCAGCAGCACAACUGGCAUUCUUCGCAAUGGUAACAAUUCUCACGUCAAUCUUGAUUCACCAACUCAACAACAUCGCGAAUACCGUUCUAUUCAAAUUCUCCGCAAAACCUAUUAA